UCAGCAUUGUCAGAAGUGUGCUCAGCCAUGCUUGGCAAAGUGGCAUCUGGCCAGCAUGUUUUCCUGGGCAGCUUCCCUGGUCAGUCUGCAGAUCCCCAUUAUUUAUUGCUGGGCCUUCAGCUGCUACAAGACAGAGUCCUCUCCUGGCUUCAGCCUAUCAGGGGAUUACCUCCUUGCAGGCCUGUUCGCUCUCCAUGCAGACUGCCUGCAGGUGAGACACAAACCCCAGGUGACACGUUGUGACAGAGCUGGCAGCUUCAAUGGCCAUGGCUACCACCUCUUCCAGGCCAUGCGUUUCAGCAUUGAGGAGAUAAAUAAUUCCACAGCAUUGCUUCCCAACAUCUCCCUGGGAUAUGAACUGUAUGAUGUGUGCUCAGAGUCUGCCAACGUGUACGCCACACUGAGGGUGCUUGCCCAGCAGGGGACUGACCACAUAGAGAUGCAGAGAGAUCUUCACAACUAUUCCUCCAAGGUGGUGGCACUUAUUGGUCCAGACAACACUGACCACGCUGUUACUACUGCUGCCCUGCUGGGCCCCUUUCUGAUGCCACUGAUCAGCUACGAGGCCAGCAGUGUGAUGCUCAGUGAAAAACGCCAGUACCCAUCUUUUCUUCGUACCAUCCCUAGCGAUAAGUACCAGGUGGAGGUCAUAGUGCUGCUGCUGCGGAGUUUUGGGUGGGUCUGGAUUUCACUCAUUGGCAGCUAUGGUGAUUACGGGCAGCUGGGCGUGCAGACGCUGGAGGAACUGGCUACCCCACAGGGCAUUUGCAUUGCCUUCAAGGAUAUCGUGCCUUUUUCUGCCCAAGCGGAUGACCUGAGAAUGCAGCAGAUGAUGCGCCGUUUGGCUCAAGCCAGGACCACUGUGAUUGUGGUUUUCUCUAACCGGCACCUGGCUGGAGUGUUCUUCAGGUCUGUGGUGCUGGCCAACCUGACUGGCAAGGUGUGGAUCGCCUCAGAAGACUGGGCCAUCUCCACAUACAUCACCAAUGUGCCUGGGAUCCAGGGCAUUGGGACAGUGCUGGGUGUGGCCAUCCGGCAGAGGCUUGUUCCUGGCUUGAAGGAGUUUGAAGAGUCUUAUGUCAGGGCACUAAAGGGUGCCCCCAGGUCUUGCCCAGAGGGCUCCUGGUGCAGCACUAACCAGCUGUGCCGAGAAUGUCAUGCUUUCACAACACAUAGCAUGCCCAUGCUUGGAGCCUUUUCCAUGAGUGCUGCCUACAAUGUGUAUCGGGCUGUGUAUGCUGUGGCCCAUGGCCUCCAUCAGCUCCUGGGAUGUACCUCUGAGACCUGUUCCAGGGGCCCAGUCUACCCCUGGCAGCUUCUGCAGCAGAUCUACAAGGUGAAUUUCCUUCUACAUAAGGAUACUGUGGCAUUUGAUGACAGCGGGGAUCCUCUAGGUGACUAUAACAUCAUCGCCUGGGACUGGAAUGGGCCUGAAUGGACCUUCGAGGUCAUUGGCUCUGCUUCGUUGUCUCCAGUUCAGCUAGACAUAAAUAAGACGAAAAUCCAAUGGCAUGGGAAGAACAAUCAGGCACCUACCUCUGUGUGUACCAGCGACUGUCUUGAGGGGCACCACAGAGUGGUUGUAGGCUCCCACCACUGUUGCUUUGAGUGCAUGCCCUGUGAGGCUGGGACCUUUCUCAACAAGAGUGAUCUUCACAUCUGCCAGCCUUGUGGAAAAGAGGAAUGGGCACCCGAGGGAAGCACGGCUUGCUUCUCACGGACCGUGGUGUUCUUGGCUUGGCAUGACCCCAUCUCUCUGGUGCUAGUAACAGCUAACACACUAUUGCUGCUGCUGCUGUUUGGGACCACUGGCCUGUUUGCAAGGCAUCUUCACACGCCUGUUGUGAGGUCAGCUGGGGGCAGGCUGUGCUUCCUCAUGCUGGGCUCCCUGGCUGCAGGGAGUUGCAGCUUCUACUGCUUCUUCGGGGAGCCCACAGUGCCCACGUGCUUACUGCGCCAGCCCCUCUUUUCUCUCGGUUUUGCCGUCUUCCUCUCCUGUCUGACAAUCCGCUCCUUCCAACUGGUCAUCAUUUUCAAGUUUUCCACCAAGGUACCCACAUUCUACCACACUUGGGCCCAAAACCAUGGUGCCAGUCUGUUUGUCAUUGUGAGUUCCACGGUCCACUUGCUGAUCUGUCUCAUGUGGCUUGCAAUGUGGACUCCACUGCCCACCAAGGAAUACCAGCUCUUUCCCCAUCUGGUGAUUCUUGAGUGCACAGAGGUCAACUCCGUGGGCUUCCUGGUGGCGUUCACCCACAAUAUUCUCCUCUCCAUCAGCACCUUUGCCUGCAGCUACCUGGGUAAGGAACUGCCAGAGAACUAUAACGAAGCCAAAUGUGUCACCUUCAGCCUACUCCUCAACUUCGUAUCUUGGAUCGCCUUCUUCACCAUGACCAGUAUUUACCAGGGCAGCUACUUGCCCGCGGUCUAUGUGAUGGCAGGACUAACCACUCUGAGUGGCGGCUUCAGCGGUUACUUCCUCCCCAAGUGCUAUGUGAUUCUCUGCCGGCCGGACCUCAACAAUACAGAACACUUCCAGGCCUCCAUUCUGGACUACACGAUGCGUAGCCGCUCUACCUGAUCCGCAGAGACUGUUGGGGCGGGGCAGACCGGAAGCCUCUUUUGUCCUGAAGGUGGUAGAUCCAGCGGGGCGGUGGGUC
Messenger RNA from Onychomys torridus (southern grasshopper mouse), 2660 nucleotides. It is a transcript of the gene Tas1r1, whose product is annotated as taste 1 receptor member 1. The transcript has 6 exons. The record is from RefSeq and is a predicted model, not a curated record. Gene Ontology annotation, cellular component: membrane. Bases 56 to 2581 code for a protein of 841 amino acids. Gene Ontology annotation, molecular function: G protein-coupled receptor activity. Gene Ontology annotation, biological process: sensory perception of umami taste; G protein-coupled receptor signaling pathway. Lineage: Eukaryota; Metazoa; Chordata; Mammalia; Rodentia; Cricetidae.